This is a messenger RNA of Alnus glutinosa, 1020 nucleotides long. RefSeq lists its product as uncharacterized. The transcript is spliced from 2 exons. The record is from RefSeq and is a predicted model, not a curated record. NCBI's taxonomy places the organism in Eukaryota, Viridiplantae, Streptophyta, Magnoliopsida, Fagales, Betulaceae. Bases 248 to 877 code for a protein of 209 amino acids.
UAUCCCAUUGAGAUUGGAGGCAAAUUAUCAUGAUUUUGAGAAUUGAGCCAAUGGAAUUCUGGAAAUGACUUAAAAGUAGCAUAAUGUCUGUUACCACUGUUGAGAUUGAUAGGUUUGAGGGGCCAUGACUUUGAUCCACUUUCUCCACACUAUAAAAUGAGUUCCACCAUGUAAAUUCUCACAACUUUAACUUCACAAUUUUUUUUCUUUUCUUUUCUUUUCCCACUCUGCUUUCCUCACCCAUAACAUGAAUGGGUACAGAGAAGAAAACUCCUUCUGCUAUUUCCACCCCAACCAGGUGCUUGUAGGGGUCUGCCCCUUGUGCUUGAAUGAGAGGCUCCUAAUCUUGGCCGCAAAACCCGACCGCCUUUCCGCAGCCAGAAGCAGCGCCCGGAGAGCCCAAAGCUCCACGCACAAGAAGCCGCACAUCACUCUCCCAAAGAUCUUUGCUCUCGGUUCUUUUCUCAGCCGUCUUGAGUUCCGGCAUUGGAAAUCCGACAACUACGCCGCCGACGACCACGAUGCCUCCACCAGUCAAGAAGGUUUGGAAGAUUCGUUCAUAUCAAUAAAGUUUGAAGACAACGGGGUAGCGUCGUGGGAGAAGAACACAGUAGGGUGUAAGGUUAAGGCAAGUAGUGUAGAGAAGAAUCAGAGGUUGAGCGGCGGCAAGGACUGCAAGGAGACGAAGACGGUAAUAGAGCAUGGGAAACCGCGUCCCUCGCUUAGGUGGCGGAAGCGGAUUGGGCACCUGUUCCAGCUCAUCAGAUGGAAGAGGUCCAACAAGGGCAAUGCUUGCCACGUGGGCAGCAAGGUGGAGGGAGUCAAGGUGAGGAAGGGGUGGAUGAGGACUCUGACAAAGAGGAAGACCGUGGAAUAAAAAGUAGUUGUAUAGAAAGUGACACACGUCUUUUCCCACUAUCAUAUCAAUUUGGUGAGAUGUAAAGCUUUUAUAUUAUAGAGAUUGGUAAAGUCAAUAUAACUUUAUUACUCUCAAAAAUGUGCUUUUUUUUUGCUUUGAAA